ACGACAAAUGGAAACUCUCUCAACAACAACUAUGUACAACUCAAGUUGACCAACUGUCGAACAUUAACGCGUGCGCAUCAAUUAUUUAAUAGGUUAUAAUCUUGAAUUGCGUCCUUUGCACAUUGCACCUCUGUCCAAGAUGGCAGCGUCGAUUGGCAGGAUUUGUCGAACGGGACUUUUAAAGCCAAAUAAUGGAGGAUUAUUUAAUCAGGCUAGUCAAUUUUCGACUGUCAAAGAUUGGUCAAGAUCACGUAAAGCGUUGAUGACAUGUCUUGGUGUAACAGCUGGUGGUGUUGGUGCAUUGAUUUAUACACUGGAAAAUUCAGUCAAGGCAUUUGAACUUAUAACUCAUCCUCCAAAUUAUCCAUGGAGUUUUCAAGGUCUUUUAAGUUCACUUGAUCAUGCUAGCAUGAGACGUGGAUGGGAAGUAUAUAAAAAUGUAUGCUCAGCAUGUCACAGUCUUCAAUUUGUUGCAUUUCGUCAUUUGGUUGGUGUAACACAUACUGAAAAGGAAGCUAAAGAACUUGCUGAAGAAUAUCAAAUUAAAGAUGGUCCAGAUGAUACUGGUGAAUAUUUUAUGCGUCCAGGUAAAUUAUCGGAUUAUGUACCAUCACCAUAUCCAAAUGAAGAAGCUGCUCGUGCUGCUAAUAAUGGUGCUAUGCCACCAGAUUUGUCUUAUAUAAUUAAUGCAAGACACAAUGGCGAGAACUAUGUGUUUUCAUUGUUGACUGGUUACUGUGAUCCACCAGCUGGUGUACCAAUUCGUGAAGGACAAGCUUUUAAUCCUUACUUCCCUGGUGGUGCCAUUGGUAUGGCUCAGGUUAUCUAUGAUGAAGUUUUGGAGUAUGAGGAUGGAACACCACCAACAGCCUCACAAGUAGCUAAAGAUGUAACUUCAUUCCUCAUGUGGACAUCAAAUCAUGAGUUUGAUGAACGAAAGAGAUUAUUCAUCAAGAUAAUGAUUGUCAGCUCUUUCAUAACUUUUGGACUCUUAUACAUGAAGAGACACAAGUGGAUGACUAUAAAGUCCACUAAAUUAGCAUUCGUCCCACCCAAAAAUAAUAAGUAGACAAAAUAAUAAUUGAAUUGAAGAAAAAACAAAUAAUAAAUAAAUAAAACAAGUAAUAA
Aphidius gifuensis is the source of this 1128-nucleotide messenger RNA. RefSeq names its product cytochrome c1, heme protein, mitochondrial (gene Cyt-c1). The coding region runs from base 140 to 1069 and encodes 309 amino acids. The record is from RefSeq and is a predicted model, not a curated record. Gene Ontology annotation, biological process: mitochondrial electron transport, ubiquinol to cytochrome c. The transcript is spliced from 8 exons. Lineage: Eukaryota; Metazoa; Arthropoda; Insecta; Hymenoptera; Braconidae. Gene Ontology annotation, molecular function: electron transfer activity; heme binding.